AUGGGACUUUUCCAAGAGUUCAGCGAGUCCACCAGCAUGCAUGGCCUUCAGCGUGCCGUGUCCAGUGAGAGCAAAUGGAAGCGCCCCUUGUGGGCAGCGCUAGUCCUGGCAGGGGCGUGUCUAGCUACAUUCAACCUUAGCAAGACGAUAAAGGACUUUCUCCACAACCCAACGACCACGGAGACCAGCGUACAUUACAGCCCCGACAUGGAGUUCCCAGUUGUCACUAUAUGUAACCUCAACCCUUUUUCUUAUGGCAAGUUAACUGGUGAAAUGGAUUUCAUGGCUGUGAUAAAAAACUUGGUUGAGAAUGGCUUUACGGAGGAGGACGACAUUUUCGAAUACAUGGCGCAGUUUCAGAGGUCGCGCGACGUAGCCAUCACGUACUCGCUGAAAGAUUUACUUAUAGAGUGUCAGUUCGAUAUGAUGCCCUGCAGCGCUGACGAUUUUCUGACAGUUCCCAACUACAAAUAUGGCGAUUGUUUUGUUUUUAAUAAACAAAUACCAGAAAACUUCACUCAUUCAAACCCAAGGUACACUACAAAACCUGGUCCGGACAACGGCCUCAUCAUGAAGUUAGAUGUACAGCAAAUGCAGUACUUGUACACCACGGAGGACGCAGGGUUCAAAAUCGUCGUUCACUCACAAGACACCACCGCCUUUCCCGAGGACGAGGGCUUCCUGGUGAUGCCAGGCACCAGGACCAACGUUGGCCUCAAGAGGACGGAGAUGAGUAGAGCUCCACCCCCGUACAGCACAUGCAUAGGGCUAGCAGAUGAGUACAAUGUCGACAUGAAUGUCUACUCAUUAACUGACGGGACCCGCUACUCGGGAGAGGCCUGCCGGAAAACGUGCUACAUACGAGAGGUGGUCCGCCAAUGCGGUUGCUGUGAUAUACUUUUCGUAUGUCCUUCAGAAAUAUACAACACCUACGAGGUCAACGAAACCAACCCGUACUGUAACGCCACAAACACUGACCAAUUUUUCUGUAAGAAGCGUGUCCUCAAUGCGUUUGAAAAAGGAGAGCUGGACUGCCUGGGCCGUUGUUUGCCUCCUUGCGAGGAGGUCGUCUACGAUGUGGCUCUUUCUACAGCUCUCUGGCCCAGCGAAAACUGGGUCUUUGUACCCCCUGGAACUUCAAUGCAAGACGCCAAGAAUAUAAUUAAUUAUUAUAGGGAGAAUAUGCUUCGGGUUGCCAUCUACUUCGAGGACCUGACGGAGAAGCAUGUGGAAUCUCGGCCGUCCUACGACUGGAACCGAGUCCUCUCGGACAUUGGCGGUCAGCUGGGGCUCUGGCUGGGCUUCUCUAUCCUGACGGCCAUGGAGUGGCUGGAACUGGCCUAUGACGCCGGGAUCAGGGCGGGCACCCGGAAGUCUCAGGGCGCCCAAGCUGCCAAGGUGCACGUGCAGCAACAAGGACAAUAA
Messenger RNA from Aplysia californica (California sea hare), 1425 nucleotides. Its product is annotated as amiloride-sensitive sodium channel subunit gamma-like. Gene Ontology annotation, cellular component: membrane. Gene Ontology annotation, molecular function: ligand-gated sodium channel activity. NCBI's taxonomy places the organism in Eukaryota, Metazoa, Mollusca, Gastropoda, Aplysiida, Aplysiidae. The transcript is spliced from 5 exons. Gene Ontology annotation, biological process: sodium ion transmembrane transport. The coding region runs from base 1 to 1425 and encodes 474 amino acids. The record is from RefSeq and is a predicted model, not a curated record.